Sycon ciliatum is the source of this 6573-nucleotide messenger RNA. RefSeq lists its product as uncharacterized. NCBI's taxonomy places the organism in Eukaryota, Metazoa, Porifera, Calcarea, Leucosolenida, Sycettidae. Gene Ontology annotation, molecular function: protein binding. The record is from RefSeq and is a predicted model, not a curated record. The coding region runs from base 90 to 6011 and encodes 1973 amino acids. The transcript has 22 exons.
UUCGACUUCGUUUCGUCACAGCUACAGUUUGUGAAGUUUCGUUCCUGUUGUGAAUUCGAACUCUUGAGUUCGGUCGAAAUGUGUAAGCAAUGUCGGACUUCCAGGUAAAAUCUCUGGCCACGCUGCGCCAGGAGAAACUGUUUAGGGCGAAGGAAGACAACGCGCCAGCUUCAAAAGCAGCACCACGAGGGCUCGGUACCAGGAGGCUUCAGGUUAGGAGGGAAGUACUCUACUCUUCUACGUCACCGUCUCUGCUCCCAGCUACUGCAGCGGAAUGCACACAAAACGAAUCGACAGCUUCAUUUCGUAUUUCAACAGAAAAUGUUGCAACCAAGACACAGGCGGGAGGAGAGAGUGCUGUCUCAUCAACAAAGGUGAUGCGCCAGACCACCAGCACUUUUACGCCAAACAGCUUGUCAAGCUCCAAGUCCGCCAGUGUUCGUUUGCAGCGGCCUGGGAAAUCUGUGGGGGCAUCAACAUCCAGUGCGUCCUUGGCUCAUCCUUCAAAGUCAUCGCCUAUUACUGUGUCAUCCUCAUCAUCAUCAGGCACAGUAGGACAGAGGCAAACCAGCUUGGUGAGGGUCACAUCUCCAACAUUGAGCAAUGCUGCACCAAACAAGCCAAUAGCACUUACCAAGCCAAGGCUUGCCUCCCCUCCGCUCACACAAACAUCAGGUGGGCACACGACAAGGCCAGCUCGUAUCAGAAUCGCUUCACCGCCUGCUCCAGCUAUGAAGCUGACUCGGACAUUGGUUAACACCUCUUCCUCACCAGCUAGCCCUCCAUUAGUAAUGCUUGUUCAGUCUCCGCCAUCGUCAUCUGUUAGACCGUUGCCAGUAAGGGCAUCUGCUCCGAAGGUAAAUUCGCAAGCCAGCAAGCCGGUCACAUCUACCACUGUCCCAGCUGUAAAAUCACCGCCUCCAUCGUGCGAAGCAGCUUCAUCUGGUGGUACAGCAACGAAAGGGCGGGUCAACUUGCGGCGAUCUACAAAUGUAUCAGCUUCUUCAUCGCCAUCACCGGCAUCAGCAUCGAUGGUAGCUGCUCAUUCCUCAGUACAAACUCCUAAUUCUGUGAAUGAUUGUAUUGUAAUAGGAAGCAGCAGUCCCGAUAAUUCUCCAGAGCUCGUCGCAACGAAGCGCCCUCAUCAUGAAGACGGCCAUGUGGAUACGAAGAAGCCUCGUCGCUUGAAGCUGUCUGGUCGCGUGGCCAAUGCCCCCAGUGCGGAAAGCAACACUACUGACUCAAGUACACCCUUGGGUAUGAGUAAUGAUUCCAGCACGCAGCACACAUCCAAAGACGACUGCAUCCAAAAUGAAGCUGGCGAGAUAAGCACUACCAGGACAUCCACAUCAGGCCCCACACCUUCUGGCUCGCCCAACAAAGUCCAUGCUGACAGUGAUGGACAAAAUGCUAUGGAAGAACCUCUGCCGUUGUCGAUGGAGGGAUCCAGUUCUGCUGCUUCUAGUACCUAUCAAGCUGGUAUUGAGGAAGAACAUGGUGAUUUUGACAUGGGCGGAGGUGACGAGGAAGGUGUCUUUGUUUCAGUUCAUAUUGACUCGGGCGAUGAGAUCAAUGACUUGGUAAAUGGAACAGAUGGCAGUAUUGUUUCUCCUUCUCCAAGGUCCGUAACAGCCCAAGCUCGAACGCAUAGCAGGGAGGGCAGCAGAAAGGACCGCUCCAACGACAACAGCAGGAGUAGAAGCUCAACGUCACACAGAAGUCGCUCCCCGCACGAGUGUGACGAUCGUGAUCCACACCGCUCAGCUAGACGAGAAUCCAGGCGGCAAAGGCACGGUGAUCAUGGCCGCUGUGGCUCCAGCAACGUCGUCAGUGGAGGCAGCACCAACAACAGCAGCAGCAGUAACAGCAAUGGAAGCAGCUACAGGCCGAGUAACCAACGUCACUUGCCACAGCAGGCAUCCAGAAAUGCCAGCAACCCUGUUAACAGCAGUACGUCUCGUCCAAGCAAGGUCCCAUCAAGGGAUACUGUGUUGCCAGCAUCUGAUAACACGCGGAAAUCUCACGAAAGGUCACAGCCAAGGAUGGAUAGGAAGAGAUCCGGGGAUGUUGCACACAGUGGUCAUCAAGCUCGAUCAAAGAAUGCCAGUCAACCCACUGCAGCCGAAAUGAAUGCACUUGCGCAACAGUGGUUGAAGCGCCGUGAUCUGUGUCAGUAUCACAUCAAUGAAAAGAGGGGCUGUCGUGUUGCAAGUUGUACCAAUGACCAUGUCAGGCCCCGUAUCAUGCCAGAUUACGUGGAGUACUACUGUAAGGAGGAGAUGUGGAAACGUCACAUGGGCAGGAAAGAGUCCUGGCCUAACUUUAAAUUGUCUCUACCGAGGGCAUUGGAUGUGGGAAAUCCUGCCAUCAGCCAUCGGCUUGGAGUAGCUUCCGACCUCCUCAGGCGUAAUAUAGAUGCUGGCUGGCAAGUGUAUGUUGAUCUUCUACGGGACCACCCGCGCUGUGUUUUGCCGGCGUCGUGUUGUGAGAGUGUCCUGGGCAUAUGCAAGCAAGUCGGGAGUCGCGCUCCGUACACGGUGGCGUUGGCCGCGUUCCGGCACAUGGAGCAAGUUGGCUGCAGUCGCCGCGAUUAUGCUCUGCUGUUUGACAUUCUCGCCGCAGCAGAUGCUAUUGAUGAGUCAUUCAACGAAUUUGAGCGCAUGAAGAAAGUUUAUCCGCCUUCAUCUGAAAUAAUCUCUCAUAUGCUGGCAAUUUGCAAGAAUGUCGACCCAGCCCGUGGCUUCACCUUGCUCAAUGAUAUCCAGCAGCAUGGCCUCUUCAACACCAGAAUGCUCGAGAAGCUGAUGGCAUUGUUCCAGGCGGACAAGAAGCUUGCUGGUCACAUGCCAGGAGUAUUUCAGCUGGCUAAACGGGAAAAGGUCACAGUUUCUGAGUCGGCUUACUUGACUGUACUAUCUGCUAUGGUUGCGGCAAAGGACUUCUCCCAAGCUUUCAAGUUUCUGACUGACUUCAACUUGAACAAGCUCACUCCGAGCUUACUCGUUGAGCUCUGCAGGUGUGGUACCGACGACCCUAUGUAUCUUCAGUCAUCGCUUGGAGUACUGUCCCAGCACAGUGAGGCUGCACAGUCACGGCUUCCAGCGGAGAUUUGGAAUGGACUUAUGACGGUCUGUUUGCAGGAGAAAGAGAUAAAGGAUGCGUGUCACUUGUAUCGGGGAGCCAUGUCUUGCGACAUACCUGUCAGCACGGAGGUUACCAGUUUGUUCAUGAAGAGUGCUCCUGGCAACGGUGACAUUGAUGGCAUGUCAGAAAUUGUAGAUAGCUUAGCCAGAGAGCAGCGGCACCGCCAACAGCAGGAGGAACAGGAUAAGAAGAAGAAGAAGCUGCGUCGAUCCAGUGGCGACGAUAGGAGAUCGGGAACGGCAGCACAUAAUCGCGACUCUGGCGAUGUCGAAUCAACAGCAGCGGAAACAUCACGUGCACGCAGACCAUCACCAGCAGGAACAAUAGCAGUAGCGGCAGGUGAAGAAGCAGCUGCAUUAGUGUCAUCAGCCUCGCCUGACUGGCAACAGCCAUCACCAUCGUCCAUGCAGUCGCUGUGCCAGGGCCUAAAGGACACUUGCUCCUGGGCCAGUUUAUACAAAGUCACCAUGACCAUGCUAGCGAUGAACAUGAUGCCCGAGACAGACGUACUCGCUCUUCUUCUUCGAGAGCUUGGUCAGGCGGAUGACUUUGCGAAUCUGCACGACCUGGUGCUGCAGUGCAUCAAAAUGGACGUGGAUGUACCUAGUGGAUUCUAUCAGCAAGCCAUGCAAGUCCUCUCCAACUGGGACAGGAAUCCAUCCGCCAGUGAUGAAAUUACGACGGCUCUGAAUGCACGAGAAGGAAAGAGUGCUGUCAACGGUUCAUCUGGCACUUCAUUGGAGCUGAAUACUAGACAAACACCUGGCAAUAGCCAGCACACCAACAAUGGCUCUUUGCAGUCUUCAACUCACACUGUUGCUGCUAAUGUUGGUAGUGAAUCUGAGGAGAGGUCUUUGUUUAUCUUUCAACAGCUCAAGCUCCAUGGCAAAAACUCCGACUGGCCAAGCAUGGCAAAACAAUUCAUGGAAAUGCAACAGGUGGUGGAUGUGUGUAUGGAUCAUGUGACAAUGGUGCGACGCAGUGACUGGCUACUGUGUGGAUUGAAAACCUCAGCUAUUAGGUGUGGUUGCGCCUUCAGAGAAUUCCUGGCCGCCAUCUAUCAGCUUGUCUCGGCAGAUACCCCGAGCUCGGAUUCAAGUGGAACAGAGAGCAGAGCAGCAGUGGCACGCAGUGAUGUUGUCUCUGCCAUUCCGACACUAUCCGAUACUGAUCAGGCAUUGCUAGCCCAUGUGGGCAUAUCACUGAUUGUACAACUGGCCCAGGAGGAGGACUGGUCUGAGGCCUAUCUUGUGCUCUUCUCACUGCAUAUCCACCAGAUCCAGUAUUUGAAUGAAGAGUACCUGGAGCAGGCGUCGCUCGCCUACCCACCCGCCACACUGACACGCAGUCAUGUAGCGCUGCUCUGCGUGCAAGUCUGCCUGGAAAUGGGGGAGCUGGUCAGCGCUAUGCGUGUACUGCAGGCCAGUGACUGGGCAGUGUGCUCAUCGGCAGAUGCCGUGCUUAUCCGACUGGUCAGUCAGCAGCGCACUGCGUUACUGGAGCGCCUGCUGGCUGCAUUCCUAGAGCAGUCCGACUUUGUUCUGGCCUUUACCAUCAUCCAGCAACUACCACUGCGUGAUACGAGUGCAGUAGAAGGUGCUGGCAAUGACGGCAGCAAGAGUGCCAACACGAGUGCAGUGGCCAACGCCUGUGCGCGUACUGUUCACCUAGCAUGCUGUGGGGAGCCACCAAGCUCCUCACUCGCUAUCCAGGUGUUUGAAUACAUGGCCCAGCGCUCGCUCAUCGCCGAACCUAGCCUGGCCAGGCGCAUGUAUGCACGUCUGCUUUGCACUGUCGUCGGAAUGCAGCGACUCACGCUGGCACGACAAAUGUUCCUAGCUGCGCUGCGCGAGCACUUCUACGAGUGCCCGCGUGUGGUCAGUCCACUCCACCUGCUAACGCUGAAGGCACAUGAGCUAGAGGCUGCCGAGCUAUAUCUACUCAUUGAGCACUAUCUGUAUGAGCUGGCUGAGUCACUGCAGGCUAAGCACCAGGGCAACUCUCCCUGGUCGUUUGCGAUACGUCCUGUGCUGGAACAUCAACCUGUCAUGCUGAUGGUGCAGUGCAACCAGUCGAUAGCACAACAUGAUCCGGAGCGCUGUGACCACGCCGUUGAAGUUGUGCGCACUGUACUGGCGGAGUAUCUGCCUCCAGCGCUGACCGCCCAACUUAGCCCACAGCUGGAGAAUGGCUGUCACUGUCUGCGCUUGGACCCUGGGCCGUUGGUGCGCUGGUUCACAACGAACAGCAACAACCCAUACAACAUCAAACAGCUAUUCGGCAGUCCAACCAGCUACUCUGCUGCUGCUGUUGCCACUGAUUCAACUACAGGCUCUGAUCCAAAGAGGGAGCACAGCGCCAGCAGCAGAAGUCGCAAAAAUCUAUCACCUGGUCACUGGAGUUCAUCCGGUGAUCGGAAACCCCAGGCGUCACCACUCUCGCCAUCAUCUCUAUCUGGAAGAUAUGCAUCAAGUGAAGGCAGUUUAAGUCUGCCAGCAGCUGUGGAGCUCAGUGAAGAGGAGAGGAAGCCAGCAAGUACUGCAGCUGGUGGAGGUGAUGGCGUCGCGUCAUCAACCAAUCAGGCAAUACCCACAGUCAAGGAUGGUGAAUCGUUCCCGGACCUGCGCAUGCUGCGGAGUCACAUAGCACGGCGCGUGUGCCGUCGCCUGACCAAGCACAUGCGCAACGAUGUAUUUGCUGAGGGUGAGUUCAAGAGCAUAGCACAGGCGCGUACCCACUCUCUGCUAUCCCAGCUGCAGGACAAGGGACUGAUUGGCACUCUCGUCAACGACAGCCGACUCGAGUCGCGCAUCCGACGACACGUGGACAGUGGAUUUCCGUCACUGACCAAGAAGCACAAGGCUUGACUUGUUUGUUUACGGUAUCGUACCCUUAGUGACUGUCUCUAGCUUUGUUUUGUGUCGGUGUACCUUCGGCAAAGUGUGCUUUUCUAUUCUACUAUUUAUUCUUCUCCUUUCUGUGACAUACCUGGCAGGUCCUGAUGGUGGCACAUCCUUUUUUCUUCUUCUGUUGUGUGAACUAGUCAACUUGACUACAUGAAAAUUGGCGCUUUAUUAUUGUGUGACUAAAUCUUAUUUGACUUUCGAGAGCAGUUGUUUAUUCUCUCCUAUUUUAUUGUGUUUCAACACAUCUAUUUCCUGACUAAUUUGCUAGCUUGUGCCUCUGGCUGUUUCUCCCAUUACUUUUUCUUCACAGCAACUAAGUGUCCGUUACACAAGAGUUGGUACUACUGCUGCAGUUCCUUGUUUCUUUAUACCAUUCUUCUUCCGCUUGGUAAGCGUCCUUUUUCAUAGCAUUCGAUAGUGUAAACAGUUUGUGUUGUGAAAGAACGUCAUCUUGUAUAGUGAUUAUCAUACUAGGCUUGCAUCUAUCAUACUUCAAAUACAUGACAGUCUGCUACUACUUCAA